Messenger RNA from Sphaeramia orbicularis (orbiculate cardinalfish), 2935 nucleotides. Its product is annotated as dipeptidyl peptidase 4-like. NCBI's taxonomy places the organism in Eukaryota, Metazoa, Chordata, Actinopteri, Kurtiformes, Apogonidae. The coding region runs from base 381 to 2606 and encodes 741 amino acids. The transcript has 26 exons. Gene Ontology annotation, molecular function: serine-type endopeptidase activity; dipeptidyl-peptidase activity. Gene Ontology annotation, cellular component: plasma membrane. The record is from RefSeq and is a predicted model, not a curated record. Gene Ontology annotation, biological process: proteolysis.
GCUUGUUCAUAUUAAUGAUAACAUCUUUGUGAGCUGUGGGCAUAUUCAUGUUCAUCAUCCUCAUCCUUAUCAUCCUCAUCAUGUUACAGUGUCUUCGAAGUAAUCUGUAUCGUCGAGGGGAUGUCGCGAUUUUCCUCGGCGCAUGAAUGAGACCAGUUUGGGGAACAGCCUGACAAGACAGCGAGCACUUCCUCAAAACACGAAGACACGUUGAAACCUGACGAACUUUAGUCCGUUUCCACUUUUAUUGUCCCACCUUUGAAACUUCGGCUGGGAUAAUAUUUAACGGGACGCCAUCUGUGCAGCGUAACUUUAGUUUCCUCCGGUCGUCAAACGGUCUGACACAUCCUGGAUUUACGCCUCAUCUAGGACCAGAAACAAUGGUUUCUGUUGCCAAAGUGCUCCUCGGAGUCUUUGGUGUGGUUGUGGUUGUAAUUUUAAUAGCGGUUCCAACUGCUAUUUAUCUACAAGAGGACAAGGGUGGAAAUAAAAACCUAAGGUCCUUCAGCCUGGAUGAUGUCUUCAACAGUUCACUGAAGCCUAAGUCUUACAACAUGAGGUGGAUCUCAGAUCACGAGUAUCUCCACAAGUCUCAGGGCUCCGUCUUCCUUUACGAUGUGCUUAAUAAUAAUCAGUCAGAGUUCUUAAGCAAAAACACGUUUGAUAGAGUAAAUGCUUAUGAUUACCAACUGUCUGCCGACCGCAAGUAUGUUGCAUUCAUGAGCAAUCACUCCAAGCUUUGGAGACAUUCAUUCACUGCUUCAUAUUCAAUAUAUGACAUGAAAGAAAACACGUUUUUGGCAACCCCUGACCUUCCUCAUCACAUCCAAUACUUUGCUUGGGCUCCUGAAGGAAACAAAUUAGCUUAUGUUUGGAACAAUGACGUGUAUGUAAAGACCAGCCCCAAGACGCCAGCAGAGAGGGUCACCGUCAGUGGAGAGGAGAAUUUGAUUUUCAAUGGUAUCCCAGACUGGGUCUAUGAGGAGGAGAUGUUCUCAUCUGCUCAGGGCUUUUGGUGGUCACCUGGAGGGAAGUAUGUGGCUUUUGCUCACUUCAACGACAGUGAAGUCCCGAAUAUUGAGUACACCUGGUUCGGCCAUGACCAGUACCCACGUACUAUCUCCAUCAGAUAUCCAAAGGCAGGUGCAAACAACCCUACAGUGAAACUCUUCGUUGUGGACACUGAUAAUGUAACAGACAUUACUGAGGUUUUUGUACCAGCCUCAUUCAGCUCAAGUGAACAUUACUUGGCCACAGUUACAUGGGUGACAGAUGACCGAUUGGCCGUCCAGUGGCUGAAAAGAGUACAAACCCACCUCAUCCUCCAGAUUUACGACUUCACUGGGUCCAGCUGGGAUCCUUCAGAGAACCUGGAGGUGAAAAGUACCACAGGCUGGAUUGGACGGUUUUCACCACCAGAACCAGUGUUUGCCCCAGACAAGAGAAGCUACUACCUGCUGAUGAGUCACAACAAGUAUAAACACAUCCAUCAUGUAGUCGGGGGAAAAACCACUCCAAUCACCUCUGGAGACUGGGAAGUAAUCAGCAUCCUGAAAGUAACUGAAGAUAAAAUAUACUAUUCAAGCAACCAAGAGGGAAAUAAGCCGGGAGGAAGGAACGUGUACCUGCAGAUAAAAGACGAGGAGUCGACGUGUCUAACGUGUGCCAUAAAUAGAGAGCGGUGUCAGUAUAUCUCAGCCUAUUUCAGCCACAAUGCUUCCUACUACCGUAUGAGCUGCAGCGGUCCUGGAAUUCCGUACCACUCUCUUAUGGAUAACAAAAAUGGGGAGGUGAAGGUUCUGGAGGGCAAUGAUGAAUUUUCCAGCCUAAUAUCUGACAUAGGCAUGCCCACCAUGCGCCGUGGCAGCAUUGAAAUAGAUGGCUUUGAUCUCUGGUAUCAGAUGUUUUUGCCUCCUGGCUUCCAAGAAUCAAAGAAGUAUCCCUUACUGAUAGAUGUAUACGCUGGUCCCUGCAGUCAGAAAGUAGACUUUGCAUACAGGGUGGGCUGGUCCACUUACUUGGCCAGCACUGAAAAAGUUAUCGUUGCCAGCUUUGAUGGAAGAGGAAGUGGUUACCAAGGUGACGAGAUAAUGCAUAAAAUCUACAAACGACUGGGGACCUAUGAGGUGGAAGAUCAGAUAACGGCGGCAAGGAAUUUUAUCAACAUGGGCUUCAUUGACAAAGACAGAGUGGCUAUCUGGGGAUGGUCCUAUGGAGGUUAUGUAACAUCAAUGGCUUUGGGAGCUGGCAGUGGAGUUUUUAAGUGUGGAAUGGCAGUUGCUCCCGUCUCCAAGUGGAAAUAUUACGAUUCAAUCUACACCGAACGUUACAUGAAUCCACCAGCGCUGAAUGAGGGUUUCUACGCUAACUCGACAGUGACUGAGAGAGCGAAAAAUUUCCACUCAGUGCAGUAUCUGCUGGUUCAUGGAACAGCUGACGACAACGUUCACUUCCAGCAGGCGGCAGAGAUCUCUGAAGCUCUGGUCAACGAGCAGGUGGACUUUGAGGCGAUGUGGUACACAGAUAAGGACCACGGCCUCGGGGGAUCGGCCUAUCAGCACGUCUACACACAUAUGAGUCAUUUCCUGCAGAGGUGCUUCGCAUGAGUUUCACAUGUUUGAAAAGACUGUGAAGAAAAACCCCAGAGUCCUGUCAUAAAACCUUGUGGUGGUAUAUGAAGGUUUGACUGGUCGUUUACCAGAAACCAAAGAAGUCAUACUUGUAUAGAAGUACUGUUCACAUUGUCUGGAAAUCAUGACCGAUCAUUUGUUGAAAAUUUACUUGUGUUUUUCCUUAUGGAGAAAGUAAAGACAUUAAACUGCCUGGUGUUGUUUAAAUUAUUAUUAAAUCAAAUAAUUUUAUACUAUUUUAUUAUAUGGAAGAUGUGGUUAACUGAUGUGAUUGUUUUCUAUGAUAAUAAAGAUCUAUGACAGGA